This is a messenger RNA of Toxoplasma gondii ME49, 6628 nucleotides long. RefSeq lists its product as hypothetical. The record is from RefSeq and is a predicted model, not a curated record. The coding region runs from base 489 to 5120 and encodes 1543 amino acids. The transcript has 8 exons. NCBI's taxonomy places the organism in Eukaryota, Apicomplexa, Conoidasida, Eucoccidiorida, Sarcocystidae.
CAGCGUCUCCAUCUCACGCCCGCCGCCUGCGUGUGGACCUUCGCUUUUCCUGAGGCCGGACUUCUCUUCGGUCCUGAACUGUCGACUCUUUCCUCCUUCUUUCAGCUUGUUGUGCAAGUUGUUCAGCUCUUUCUCCCCGAGAGUUGCCCUGCUUCACGCACCCUCUCUCGCAGCCACACCGAAGCCGGAAACGAUUUCUCAGUUUACCGGGGCCGCUCCAGACUGAGACGCUUUGCUUGACUGAGCAUGGCAGGCACUUUCGAUUGCGUAGAUUUCUUUGGGGCUCUUCCCGCACAAAUUUUUCCUCUGAACUCCGGCUGCGGCGUCUCGAGUCUUUACAAAAAUGACAAGGAAAAUCUCCUCUGAGAAAAGAAUGCGUGGAUGGUGCGGAGGUAAACCCACAUAUGCGCGUGUGUCUGAGAGGACAAGGUUUCGUUUCAUGAACUGACAGACGCUGCUCUGAAGCCGGGACUCGCCGGACUGUAAAGAUGCACCCUCGAGGAAGAAUUCGCGUUCUCUGCGCGAGUUCGGUGGUGCCAGCUCCGCCUCUCAGUCGCCGACACCGCUGGAGACAGUUCUUUUCCUCUUUGCUUUCUGCUUGGUUCUUCUUCGUCUUCACUUUCGGUGUUUCGCUGAUUCUCAUCGGCCGCGGCGCGGCGGCCAGCCUGCUGUCCAGAGCGCCUUCCUGGGGGGGACCUCUGGUGUCCAUACACCCGAGAAGGAGCGUCGAUGGGAGCGCGUCUCGGAGUGCUGCUGCUUAUUCGGAUUUCUCGUCUCGGCAGCCGGUUCGAGAUCACUCUUCAUUUGGGGAUGAACGUCUGGGGAACGAUUUCUGCUCUUCUCGCAGGGGCAGCCUCCGUUUCCCCGUUCCCUUGAGAAAAACCUUUUCGUCACCCUCCCUGACUUUCCAGUCUCUCACCGUCUCUUUGCCUUCUUCUCCGUCUGUUCCAACGUCUCCUCACUCCAGCUCCAGCGCUUUCAAAUCGUCACACAUCUUCGCGUUGCCCUUCUCCUCCUCUUCUGCCUCUUCCACGCCUUCGACUGCGUCCUCUCCCUUGUCUCCCACUGCGUCUCCUCCUUUGUCUUCAACUUCUUUCUCUUCUUUCUCUUUCGUUCCUUUGUCCUCCCUUUAUCUCCGGUCUUCCUCUCGCUGGUCAAGGCGUCCAAGGGGAAAGGAGAAAACAUCAUGGGGGUCUUCGUUGAGGCUGGCGCCUACGUCGGGGGACGUGGAGGACGACGGCGACGAUCUGCGUUUCCCUCCUCCUCCUCCUCCUUCUUCUUCUCGUCCGGUCUCUUCUCAAGUCGUUGCAGCACUCGGAAUCUCACCGGACCUCUCAGAGGCAGAUGUCCGCGCCUCUCAAGGCCGAAAGGCCUUCGAAGACGCGCGAAGAAAGUCCUCUCGGCCCGACGGCCGCCGGACAGCGCCCGCGAAAAAGGGACUCCCUGAGAGUGCGACGAAGCCUCCUCUUUUCGCCGAGUCUGCAAGCCACCCGCGGCGCCGGCCUUCUUCAAUGCGUCCUCCUCCCCGUUUGUCUCCGUCGUCUUCUCUCUCCCCGCUUAGUUAUCGCGCUGUUCCCUCUCCAUCUCCUCAGUCGGCUGUUCCCUCUUCUUCUCCUUCUUCUUUAGCCGCGGCGUCUCCUGUGGAGCAAAGUGCAGAGGCAUGUUCGACGUCCGGCAGUCAGAGGAGAGGAGAUCCGCGACGCAGAGUUCUCGGGGAGAAGGCGACAGAGGCAGAGAGAGGAGGCCGCAAGAGAGAGAGCUUCAGAAGCGAGAAAGAGGCAAGAGGCAAAGGUGGAGCAGACGAGAAAGGAGACAAAGGAGAGGAAAGCAAGGAAAGCAAGGAAAGCAAAGACAGCCGCCCCACCAUGGAGGAGUGCGUCGAGUUGCUUGAGUGGCUUGUCGCUGAGAAUGUCGAAAUCGAUGCUUCUGUGUUGACGGUGGACAGCCGAGCGGCGUCUCUCAGGCUGCUGCUGCCGCAUGCAGCUUCUCAGUUUCUGCCCACUCAGGUCCAGCUUCGGCGAGAGGACUACCACCCUCUUCGGUCGUUUUCUGCUUCUCCAACCGACGCCGAAUCUGCUCUCGAACCGAAGAAGAAGAGUCCCUUUGCCUUCGUGCGUCAUCCGCUGCGCCUGACUAGCCAGGCAAGCACCAGCGUAGGGCCGAGCCUGCCCUUCACGUGGAUGUACACCUCAGACAGCGAGCAACUGUCGCCAGAGCAUGUGCAGGCGAAGCGCUGGCAGUUGCUGAGGCCUGGAGAUCACUUGCGAGUCCGCGUCGCGCGAGCUGAAGUUCCAGAUGGACGGAGCUUCGUCGCCGAGCACCCCGCGGCGCUGCGAGAAACGGAAACAGAAGAGAGACGGGGAAACGGAGAGGGGAGAAACGCGUAUGCGGAAGGUGAAGAGACACCUGGAGAAAGAGCCAAAAAAGAGACACGAGACGAGAACACAGAGGAGACAGAAGGAAAGAAAGACGGAGAUGAAAGAACAGGACGAGGCGAACAAGAAGAAGAGAAGAGAGAAGAGGAGAACCUGCGGUUCGGGAGUGGGGGAGGAAAGAAAGGAAAGAAGAGGGGAAUUUCCCUCCGCAUAGCUUUUGGAUGGCCGCCCGCAGAGGCAAAAGAAGAACUGGAAAACUGGCGACAAGUCAAGGCGGAAGCGGAGAGGCGACUAGGAGAGAACGGCAGAAAGAACGUUACGGGAGAAAGACUCAAAGCCGGCCUGGAGAAACUAAUCCACCAAGACAUCGCUUGGGCGCUGCCGCGGCUGUCGCCGUUGGAGGUGACGUCGUACUUGCCAGCACACCUGACUUCUCCACGCCUCCAUCCUCACCCCUCGGAGACGCUGGAUGCGAAGAGACGCCGCGGACCUUCGUCCCUGCUGCAGGAGAAGAAAGCGCUUCUCGAGGAAAUCCGGAAGACUCAGAGUGAAGAGAGGUCGAGCGAAACGCGUUCGCGAGAAAACGCACCCGAGGGCGGUGCCAGAGACGCCGAUUCAGCAGGCGGAUCUGCGGAUUCGGGUGUACAGACACCCGAGAGGGACCGCGGCGUUUCAAGCUCCGGUGUACAGACACCCGAGCAAGACUGGAUUCCGCCCUUGAAGCCUCCGUCGCGCCAGCCCCAUCGCUCCCGCAUCAUUGGAAUUUUGAACGACUUUCUGCUGGUUGAGGUGGACGUUGCCAAGAGGGAACGCGCGAAAGGGGAGACGGGGACCGACGAAGGAGAGGGCGAGGAAACGAAGAGAAACUCGAAUGGAGAAGAUGGCGAAUCGCAUACGAGAGAGCAGGAGGGAAAGGGGAAAGAUACACUCGUCGCGCUCCUCCCCAUAGAGGAAUUCGGUCACAUCCUUGAAUGGGUCCGCCACCGUGAGAAGGUGUACAUACACCGCAACACCUUCACCUACGGCCUCACGAUGCGAGGGAACAAGCCUUGGGAAGGAUUUAGGUUUGCAGAAGAUGAAAAGACAGGCCGCAACGACGAACUCGAGAGCAAGGCGCCGCCAUCGUCGAUCGAUCUAUACUUCUCCUGCGUCCAGAAGUUUCCGCUCGAUCUGGAUUUUCCUGCAACUUCUUCGCUGACUGCCUUCCUGCCUCCGAUUCGAGGCCCGCCGCGCUGCCCCGCUGCUGGCGCCCUCGCGAAGGUCGGCACCCAGGCUGUUCUAGAAACGGCCAACUACCUCUUCAACUCUUCUUCUUCUCCCUCUUCCACUCUGCCUUCUGCUUCUUCUUCUUCUGCUUCUUCUUUGUCUUCUUCUUCUUCUUCUUUGUCUUCUUCUUCUUUGCCUUUCCUUCCUCUGCCGAGCACUCCGUGGCGUCCGCCGUGGAUAGUGGUGAUGUCGGCGCACCCGCCGAUCCCUGCGGAGGUGGCGUACAUGCUGUUUUUCCACCAGCCGCCGAAUCACCUGCGUGCAGAGGUCGAGAAGUUCCACCGGUUCAUGGAGGAGCAAGAGCGCGAGCACCUCGCCGACACACUCGCGCUGUACAAGCCGUACGGCGCAGAGGGCAAGCAUGCGCUCGAGCGGUGGCACAGAGCUCACAGACAGAGUUUGCGGCAGCGACAGACUGCGGGGUUUCCUUGGUGGGAGGAACGAGGCGAGGCCGCGCGCGAAGCCGAGCUCCAGAACAUCCUCGGCUACUACCAGUACAAGAAACUUCUCCUUGCCCGCGAGUAUGCCAAGGAAGAAACUGCUCUCGAACGCAUGCACAACAUCGUCUUCGUAGAUCGACACGGAGACGCACUCGAGGACAUCACCCACUGGCUUUUGGACGAGAGGAAAUCUCGCCUGACUCCAAAGUUCGUGAAGCAAUUCGUGGAGGACAUCCAGGACCGAUGCGCCGUGCUGCGGCGCCUCGACCUCACAGAGCCUCUGCGGACUUUGAUUCGAGAGAAGGAGCGCCUCCAAGCGGCGGACGUCUCCGCGCUUCCGCUUCUGACGAAGCGAAAGGAACUUCUGACUCGGAAGCAUCGCCCCGUGUCGCGCGCCAGGGUCGAGGCGGCGGUGGACAUACACCCCGAGGCGCGGCUGCGACUGCUGCAGCUCCUGGACUUGAACGUCCCCUUCAUGGACCCAAUUGCGUGGAUGUUGAAGAUUCACCAAGAGAAGCGCCAGAGAGCCUCCGGCGAUCCCUUCUCGCCGCCUUUGUGGGAGAUGUUUCUGCUGCAUGCACGCGUGAAUCUGCAGAAAGCGGCGCCGCCCGAUGACGUUCCGACCUACGAGGCCUGGCAGAAGGCCGAAGGCGCAGGCAGACGAAGGUCGAAACGAACUGUCGACGGACCCGCGAAACAUGUGGUGGAUCCGGUGGAGGCGAUGAUCGACCAACUCCCCGAAGGCGCUGCCGACUUUCUACGCGACUCGCAAGAUGCCGCGGUCGGCUCGCAGACCCUCCGGAAUCUGCAGAGAGACUUGGCCUCUGCGCUGCUUCCGCGGGCCAGCAGACGCGAAGGCAUGAUGGACGACUUCGUCAGCAUCAAGGACUUGCAUCCUGAGCUCCCGGAACUGAGCGAGUUGGCCGGAGGCAAGGCGGCGAAUCAACGCUGCGAGGUCUUCCUGCCUCUUACCGACGCCGUCGCCGGUGCAGAAGGAACGGUUGUGGGAGAAAGAGAGGGAGAAGGAGAAGAAGCGUGAGGAAAGAGCGAGAAGAAGCGUGAGGAAAGAGCGAGAAGAAGGAGAGAAACGACGAAGACCGCCGAGGGGCGCCAAGGAAGAAGACGAGAGUGGCAGUAGGAGUGCUGGAGAAGAGAUAGAGAAGUUCAGGAAGGAAUCCAUCUUCUCAGCUCAUGUUCUGAACGUCCUUUGGCUUUCUCGUUCUUCCUCUUUUUCACUUUUUCCAUCUUUCCUUCUCUCUUGCUGUCUUCCGUGUGCAACGUCUUUUGAGCAACCAGCCUUUCUGGGUGUUCGCCCGUUGCCUUUGUUUUUUCCAGCUCUUUUUUUUGUCUGCGCAGUCCUCUCGAUUUCCCUUUCUUGUCUGCUCUCCCGUGGUCUGUGCGUCGCCUCUCUUUUUCUCUUGUUUUUUCUUUCCUCUUCUUCGUCCGCCCUUCUGCCGUCCUCUGUCUCCACUGGCGCGUUUUCUUCUGUCGAAUGUCGCGGCUGUCGGUGUCUUCUGGAUCACGUGGAGGAGUGACUUCUCUGGAACGCGGCUCGAGCUUCUCCUUCCUUCUUUUUCUCGAGUGUGCACAAACGAGGAGCGCGUUCGCCGCUGAGGGGCCUCGAAGGCGUUCAGAGGAACCUGUGUCCUUUGCCCAUUCUUCUCAACGCCUUUGUCGCCUUCGCGCCUGACGUGACGUAUCGCGUUUCUGUGGCGCCUCGCGUUCGUUUGCGGCUCUCCCUUCUGUCUGCCUUCGCUGAAGAACGCGGAGAAACUGGGAGGCUCGCGAGGGGGCGACGAGUCACGACUCUUCGGUGACGCAGAAUUCCUAGAACCGGAAGUCGAUAGAACCCAGAGGCAUUCCCCCGCCGGCUCAAGUGGGCGAAAAUGGAGUCGAGCCUCAGUUGCUUGGAAGCGUUUCGUUUCGAAAGCUGCAUCUGUUGGAUCGACUGUCGACGCUUUUUCCUCGACUGAAGGAAGUCUAGAAAGGAAGCAGCCACCUUGUUGCCGUUGCCCUUGUUUCUUUCCGAGUCGAAGGAACUGCUUCGUGCUUUGUGAGUCCUCGUCUUCCUGACACAGCGGCAAAAACGUUCAGUCUCCCCGUCGAGUCGAAUUUUGAGCCGUCAGUGUUUUUUCGACCGACCUCGUUUGCCUGGUACGAAAAAGGCAGGUGCAGUCUUCGUUUGCGUGGGGGAAACAGCGUUCGUCUUUUGGAACUCACUUGAUGGUUUCAAGCUCCUGAAUUCCUUCGGCGGUUUGCCACGCGCUCCUGAGGCGCUGCUGCAAGAACUUAAAAAACGUUGGCUCCCUGUCUCGCUGAAAAAGGCCCUUUUGCCCGAGGAACAACCUUCGCGGGACUUCAGCGCUCCCUGGAAAAAGCCGCAAACGCGUCUUAGUCACGAACAAGGUUCACAGACACCUGCGGAUACAGUCCCCGAUGCCGGACAGACGACGCACUGAACAUCGCACAACAAACUGCAUGCCUUCUCCUCCGCUGUCCCUGAAAAAAAAGAUCCCCUUUGAAAAGUUCACCAACACACAAUUCCUC